Stylophora pistillata is the source of this 3304-nucleotide messenger RNA. RefSeq names its product E3 ubiquitin-protein ligase TRIM9. Gene Ontology annotation, molecular function: protein binding; zinc ion binding. The record is from RefSeq and is a predicted model, not a curated record. Lineage: Eukaryota; Metazoa; Cnidaria; Anthozoa; Scleractinia; Pocilloporidae.
UCGUGUCGUUCAGUGUAGAGCUCAGGCACGGAAAAAAAUCCCUAGGAAAUGGAGGCAGAAUUAAGUUGUCCUGUUUGGAACAAGCCGUAUGUAAACCCUAUAAUCCUGCCUUGUUCUCACAACAUUUGCUUGGGUUGUUCGCAAUCCACGUUGACAACUACCGGUGGAGAGAAAUCUGCGACCGAUCGAAAUGGAACACAGGUUGACACUGAGGAAACACCGUACAUCACUUUGUACGACAUGAAUCAUUUGUAUCAAAGCAUAGGAAAUCUACCGUGUUUAAAGUGUCCAACAUGCAGCAAACUAUUUCCCCUCGACGACCAAGGGAUCAGUGGAUUUCCCCGCAACCGCCUAUUGGAAAAUAUUGUUAAUCGGUAUUAUGCUAAAUCGAAUGGAAUUGUUUAUUGUCAACUUUGCGAGGAAACCCAACCUUGUCAAGCAACGGUUAUGUGCGAACAAUGUGAAGUUGCUUAUUGCGAUCGAUGUUGUAAAACCUGUCAUCCUAGCCGUGGUCCUUUAGCGAAACACUCGUUGAUUCCUCCCACAAGUUUGAAGUCGCCUAACAAACCGACUGUAGUAAAGUGCGGAAGCCACAGCGAAGAAAACAUCAGCAUGUACUGUGUAUUCUGCCGUAUUCCUGUUUGUUAUGUGUGUUUGGAGCGGGGACAGCACAGUGGCCAUGAAGUGAAAGCGUUGGGAGCGAUGUUUAAAGAGCAAAAGGCUGAACUUUUAGCCAGCAUGAAGUUACUGGAUGGGAAAAAUAACGAUUUGAAAAACUUUAUUCAGUGUCUUAAUGGAAACUGCUCAAUAAUCCAGGAAAAUGGUUUGGAGUUUGAAGCCAGUGUGGUAGCUCAAUGUGAUUCAUUGAUAAAUUUCAUACAGCAGCGUAAAGUGGAGUUAAUUGAAGCCAUCACAACAGAGAUGAACUCUAAGAUGCAGAAGGUCAAAGAGCAAAUCAAAGCCUGUGAAGAAAAGGGUAAAAAAGUGGCAGGGGUUCUGCAAUAUGCUCAUGAAUGUUUACAGGGAACAGAUGCAGCCUCUUUUCUGUUGGUUGCAAACUCUCUAAAUGGAAGAAUUUUGAACAUUAUUAAUCAGUGGUCAAAAGAAGUAAAACUUGAACCAACUACUGGUGUGGAACUGGAAUUGACUUUGGACACAUCAGGGGCAAUACAAGCCCUCCAUGAUUUGCACUUCAUAGAACUCAAAGCCCCAAUAGCUCCAGAAAUAGUUCCAGAUGAAUGCACGGUCACAAACAAUGCCAUCACAUUAUCAUGGAGACCUCGCAUCAAACAGAGCUGUGUGGAUGGCUAUGUGGUUGAGAUUGAUGAUGGUACUUCAAGUGGUAAAGAGGACAAUUUCCUGGAGGUUUAUCGCGGGAGUUGUUUGGAAUGCACUGUAUCUGGCCUACAGUUUAACUCAACGUACCGAGCAAGAGUCAAGGGUUUUAACAAAGCUGGAGAGGGUGCACCAAGUGAUGAGGUGUAUUUGACAACAUCUGACGUUGCCUGGUUCUCUCUGGAUCCUGCAACUGCCCAUCCAGACAUAGUUCUUACAAAUGAUGACACAACAACAACAUGCACCAGUUUUGAUGACAGGGUUGUGCUGGGUAACAUUGGUUUUUCCAGAGGCUGUCACUACUGGGAGGUGACCAUUGAUCGUUAUGAUGGAAACCCUGAUCCUGCUGUUGGUGUUGCCUUAGCGAGCACCAUCAAGGAUUCCAUUCUGGGAAAAGAUGACAAGGCAUGGUGUAUGUACAUUGAUAGCAGUCGAAGCUGGUUUCGCCACAACAAUGAACACUCCAAUCGCCGUGAUGGUGGGGUUGAGGUUGGUUCUGUUAUUGGAGUAUUACUGGACAUACCAAACCACAAAGUGACAUACUAUUUGAAUGACCAGAAAAGAGGUCUCAUGCGACUCCCUGAUACUUCAGAGGCAUUUUAUGCAGCAUUUAGUUUGAGUCGUAAUGUACAAAUCACAUUGCAUACUGGGCUUGAGCCUCCAGAGGAGGAAUUUAUUAAUAACAACAAGUAGAGGAAAAACAAUCAGAAUUUGUAGGUUCAAAAUGCAUACUAGUAUCUGUUAUCUACCAGGUGGAUCGAGGGUUGGUAUGGGAAAAGGGUAGUACUCAACAACUAUAAAGGUCACAUUUUUCCCACACUGACCAAUCUCAAAGACUUGUUAACCAUCUUUUUUCCUGCUGGUUUGCAUUUUUCUGCUUUGCUACAAAUGGCACUGAAAAAAUUCUAGACCAUGGUCUGUAGUGUAAAAAGGUGGGCAUGUUAUGAGUGCACUAAAUGCCAAUGAAAAUUAAUCCAAGGCAUGAGAUUCUUAAAAAAAAAAACCUAAAAGUUAUUUAAAGGAGGGAAGAAAGUUAUCUACAAAAACUCUAUUAUUUAAUACUAAUUUAUCUUUUUUGAUGUAAAAUUUGUUAUAAAUAAGUUAUUUACAACAGAUUGAGUUACAAAGAAAAAUGUUAUUUAUAGCACUGUUGAUUUUUAAGUGAAAGAAAAUGAUUUUGCAUCUAACAAGCUUAAAGAACCUCUCAUGAUUAGGGAAUCCCUAUGUACACUCUUGAAAAUUUAGUAAUAAGCUCCAAUGGGGGCUUUUCAGGGACAACACAAAUAGGGAAAAAAUUUCCACAUAAACAAAAUUUGAUUAAAAAUCCCAGUUGGUUAGACAUAGUCCUUUUGGCUAUAUUUAUUUGGUGCAGCUAAGGAAUUGAACUUAUAAAAGCCAAUGUAGGACAAAUUUAGUGGAAAGUAGGGUGUUAGGGCAUGAAUCUGUGACUAGCAAACCACACAUUCAGCCAUUUGGCUGCACUGCCUCCAAAAAAAAACUGAAAGUAAACCAAAAUAAAACUUACAGUAGGCUGAAGUUUUUUUAUUGUGACCUUGAGAUUAUUCUGACUUUUUUUUGUUUAUAACCUGGAUGAAAGCUUGUUUUGUUUUGUUUUGUAUUCUCUUGAUAUCAGGGCCUUUCCUUUGAUCAAUUGUCCAUUUUAUCAGUUACAGAAUUAAUUCUGUCUUUGUUUGCUGAUGAAUGUAGUCACCUUAAAGAAAAUAAAGAUUGUAAUGUUUUAGUUAUUUUCUUAAAGAUUAAUAAGGUUUCUCUGUUUUUUUAAGGGCCUUUUAUUCUCAGGUUGAAGUUUCUUAAUAUUGUGUGAUGAUAAAUAAUAUGAAUAUUAUUUAAUAUAUUGGUGUUAUUUAUUGCAGUAAGAAAACUGUUUUAUAUGUAAAGUGAUCAUGCGAAUCCUUAAAUUAUGUGCAAAGUAAACUGAACAGUAAAGAGAAACUUAAUAUAUGGUAUG